AUGGUGUGUGACAGUGUGGACUGUGAUAAUGGAUGGUGUGACAGUGUGAACUGUGAUAAAGGAUGGUAUGACUGUGUGAACUGUGAUAAAGGAUGGUGUGACAGUGUGAACUGUGAUAAAGGAUGGUGUGACUGUGUGAACUGUGAUAAAGGAUGGUGUGACAGUGUGAACUGUGAUAAUGGAUGGUGUGACAGUGUGAACUGUGAUAAAGGAUGGUGUGACAGUGUGAACUGUGAUAAAGGAUGGUGUGACAGUGUGAACUGUGAUAAAGGAUGGUGUGACAGUGUGAACUGUGAUAAAGGAUGGUGUGACAGUGUGAACUGUGAUAAAGGAUGGUGUGACAGUGUGAACUGUGAUAAAGGAUGGUGUGACAGUGUGGACUGUGAUAAUGGAUGGUGUGACUGUGUGAACUGUGAUAAAGGAUGGUGUGACAGUGUGAACUGUGAUAAAGGAUGGUGUGACAGUGUGAACUGUGAUAAAAGGAUAAUGGUGGACUGUGUGGACUGUGAUAAAGGAUGGUGUGUGACAGUGUGGACCGUGAUAAUGGAUGGUGUGACAGUGUGA
Ylistrum balloti is the source of this 564-nucleotide messenger RNA. Its product is annotated as keratin-associated protein 5-1-like. Lineage: Eukaryota; Metazoa; Mollusca; Bivalvia; Pectinida; Pectinidae. The transcript has a single exon. The record is from RefSeq and is a predicted model, not a curated record. The coding region runs from base 1 to 564 and encodes 187 amino acids.